Messenger RNA from Nycticebus coucang (slow loris), 2397 nucleotides. Its product is annotated as cytochrome P450 4F3. Gene Ontology annotation, molecular function: oxidoreductase activity, acting on paired donors, with incorporation or reduction of molecular oxygen; heme binding; monooxygenase activity. The transcript is spliced from 12 exons. The record is from RefSeq and is a predicted model, not a curated record. Bases 1 to 1644 code for a protein of 547 amino acids. Lineage: Eukaryota; Metazoa; Chordata; Mammalia; Primates; Lorisidae.
AUGCCACAGCUGAGCCUGUCCUGGCUGGGCCUGGAGCCAGAGGAAGCCUCCCUGUGGCUGCUGCUGCUGCUGGUUGGGGGAUCUUGCAUCCUAGCCCGCAUUCUGGCCUGGACCUACUCCUUCUAUGACAACUGCCGCCGUCUCUGCUGUUUCCCACAGCCACCCAAACGAAACUGGUUCUUGGGUCAUCUGGGCCUGAUUCAGAGCUCAGAGGAAGGUCUUCUGUACACACAGGGCCUGGCGAACACCUUUGGGACUGUGUGCCUCUGGAGGGUGGGGCCCUUGCACAAAGUAAUCCGCAUCUUCCACCCCACCUUCAUCAAGCCGGUGCUCUUUGCUCCAGCCAACAUUGCACUGAAGGACAUGCUCUACUACAGCUUCCUGAAACCCUGGCUGGGGGAUGGGCUCCUGCUGAGUGCUGGUGAUAAGUGGAGCCGCCACCGUCGCAUGCUGACACCUGCCUUCCAUUUCAACAUCCUGAAGCCCUAUAUGAAGAUUUUCAAUGAAAGUGCAAACAUCAUGCAUGCCAAGUGGCAGUGCCUGGUCUCAGAGGGCAGCACCUGUCUGGACAUGUUUGAGCACGUCAGCCUCAUGACCUUGGACAGCCUGCAGAAAUGUGUCUUCAGCUUUGACAGCAAUUGUCAAGAGAAGCCCAGUGACUAUAUUGCUGCCAUCUUGGAGCUCAGUACCCUUGUGGCAGAAAGGCAUCAGCAGAUUCUCCUGCACAUAGACUUCCUGUACUAUCUCACCUCCGAAGGGCGGCGCUUCCGCAAGGCCUGUAGGCUGGUGCAUGACUUCACAGACGCCGUCAUCCAGGAGCGACGUCGCACCCUCCCCAGUCAGGGUGUCGAUGACUUCCUCAAGGCCAAAGCCAAGACCAAGACUUUGGACUUCAUUGAUGUGCUUCUGCUGAGCAAGGAUGAAGAUGGGAAGCAGUUGUCAGAUGAGGACAUAAGAGCAGAAGCUGACACCUUCAUGUUUGAGGGCCAUGACACCACAGCCAGUGGUCUCUCCUGGGUCCUGUAUCACCUUGCAAAGCACCCAGAAUACCAACAGCGCUGCCGGCAGGAGGUGCAAAAGCUUCUGAGGGACCGUGAGCCUAAAGAGAUUGAAUGGGACGACCUGGCCCAGCUGCCCUUCCUGACCAUGUGCAUUAAGGAGAGUCUGCGGCUGCAUCCUCCAGUUCCAUUGGUCUCCCGUCACUGUACCCAGGACAUUGAGCUCCCAGAUGGCCGGGUCAUCCCCAAAGGAGUCAUCUGCCUCAUCAGUAUUUUUGGGACCCAUCACAACCCAGCUGUGUGGCCGGACCCAGAGGUCUAUAAUCCCUCCCGCUUCAACCCAGAAAAUACCAAGGAGAGGUCACCUCUGGCUUUCAUUCCCUUCUCUGCAGGGCCCAGGAACUGCAUUGGGCAGACCUUCGCCAUGACCGAGAUGAAAGUGGUCCUGGCGCUCACGCUGCUGCGCUACCGCCUCCUGUGUGACCACACGGAGCCGCGCAGGAAACCAGAACUGGUCCUGAGGGCCGAGGGUGGCCUUUGGCUGCAGGUGGAGCCGCUGAGUUCUGGUUGUAGUGACUCACCACCACCUGGCUUUAGACUCACUCCUUCCCCGCCCACGAGACUUUGUGGAGAGUCCCAGGAAUAAAACUUCACUGUUCUGUCUGAGCCUCACCCAGAGCUAGAAGGGAGCACUUGUGGACUGCCGGGAUCCAGGGGAUGUGCAUGGGUGUGUUGGGUGGGGUUGGUGUCUCUGAGCCCCAAAUCCUUUCUGCCUCUAUGGCUGACCGCAAGGCCCUCUCACCAAUCCUAGGUUCUCUCAAAGUCCAAGUAUGGACUUCCUCCUGUGAGCAAUAGGAACAUGGGAGGUAUUGGAGCAGGAAAGUAACUAGGAUUAAGGAUGGAUUUAUGGAGCAAGAUUGAGACUCUGUGUAGAGAACAGUAGGGUCAGACCCCUAAGUCGUUGCCAAGACAGCCCCUGACCUGCCCAGAGCACAGGGGAGGAGGCUUACAGCUUCAAUCCAAGUAGCCUAUCCAAGAUUCUUAGCUCCCUUUCUGCUCUUGCCAAUGUCUCACCCUGUGUCUACUCCUCCCCAGUGGUUCCAUCUGUGAUCCCUUCCCCUACCUCCAUGGAGUCCCUCACUCCCAUCUUCUGUCUUCUGGGCCCUUGAUUGCCGGGAGCCAAAACACCUCACAAAAAUGCCCCUUGCUAGCUUGCUUGAUCGCGGUUUUACGAGCUAACUAUUCUCAGGAAUUCAACCAUAACAGCAAUGGUACUUUCCCCUUGCAUAACUCCUCAGAAAUGCACCCCCUGCCUUAGGGACCUUCUCCUAGUAAUUUUCCAGAAACUAGCCCCCUCCCCGCCCUGCUAGGAAUAGCCCUUAGUUACUUCCUCAUUUGA